GUGUUUAUUACUUUUCCACUUAGCCCAUAAGUUAUUUUGCGUUAACUCGCCCGUGUUUACGUGUGAUGUUGACCGGACCAUCAUGGUGGCCUUCUGUCUGGCGUACCAAUUCGACGCCUACGUGAUGACGCAACUACAGACUUUUCGGGUUUCUGAAAUCUCGCGCUCUUAAACCUUGUGCUACUAUUCUGUUCUGCACGUGUUGAUGGAUUAAAUGCUAAUUUGAGGUUAUUACGCCAAUUUUUGAGGUGUUUAGGCGAGAACUGGUUACGGUUGGUUUCCGCGAAUUGUAACUGAAACUGUUCUAAGCAUGUCAUGCUAAACAAGGCAGUGGUAAAAUGUGUCUGAAGAGCGAACCGGAGGUUACUGGCUAACGUUAGCCUCCGGACCAACAACAUGUCCAGACAUGUUGGCAGUGACACGAGAAGGAAAAUGACGACUGUUUUUAAUUCAGAUGCAAGAUAACACCGUACAAAUGGAUUUCCAGUUCCCACAGCAAUUGUUUCCAUUUUUUUAUAACUCUGGACCUCCAGAUAAAGUGGUGUUACAUAACGCUGGAACGUGGGGAGAAUAUGGGAGAGUCUCUCUUCAGGGCAACCCUGGUGCUCAGUCCAGUUGGAAGUUUCUGUCCAGGCAUCAGGUCAGCACACAGACCUGGUGUCACACCGAACCUGUUCCACUUCCGCUCCUGUCUCCUAAAAAAGCAUUUACGUGGCCAACAAAACUUCCAGAUCCUCUGGACUUUAGAGAACAGAUGGAGAGCUUUUACAUGGAUCACAGCCAUGAUGCCUUUGGAUGCAUGGCUGAAAUUCUGGGGGAAAACUUCAACUUUAAAAAAGGACCAACUGAGAAAACCCGAAAAAACGCUGUGCACAUGUGGAGGGUGAUGAAAGGUCUAGAUAGACUCAAUUAUAAAUGUUGUCCAUUUUCACAUUUCACUAGAAGGUUGAACAAGUACAGCUCACUGCUGUGGGAUGUGGUUCCCUCCAUCCCAGCAGAGCUGCUGGGUUCUCUGCUGCACGAGGAGCUGGCUCACCAGAGAGACCGCAUGCUCUUCUCUGAAACUACCACAGGUGGCGCUCUGGAUUUUAUCCCCUCCUCUCAGAGUGGCUAUGGCUUCCUCCUUUACCCUGGAAACAUGGGACUCAGCCAAUUCAACUUACACAGAGUUGCGUUGCAGCACGACAGAGAGGGUCCCUCUGUUUUCAGCUGUAGCAGUAGUGGGUCCUUCAAGUUCCAGCUAAAAGGUCCCAUCAGACAGAUCAGCUCUGCCUCUCUACUCAAUACUUCUUGUGUUGCUGUGCGCUUGGAUCAUUUGUAUGGUGUUUGGCAGAUCAACGAAGGAAUUGAACCUCGUCUGAUGCAGGUGAUUGACACCCAAGACGUUGCUACCUGCGUCAGUGUCAGUCCUCAUGUUUUAGGUGAAGUUCUGGUGGCCAGUGAGAGUGGAUGUGUUAAUCUGUGGACCGUUGGCAGAGGCAUUCAGAAGGUCCAUGGAGAAGAAGCCAACAUUCACUUUAACGCUAAUUCCUUGUGGAGAUGGUGUGACUUCUCGGCUCAUCCCAGGGUGAUGCUGUACGCUGACAGGACAGGGGUGGAGUUAAGUGACAUCAGGACGAGUACAGUCUCUAACAGUACUCUGUUCAGCAUCAGCAAAAUAUCAGAGUGUCGCAGAGGAGAGCGCCUCCUGCUGACUCGAUACCUGAGAGAUGCUCACACCUUUCACCAUCUGAUCCUCACACAGUUUUCUGCAUACAUCAUGGAUGAGCGAUUACCUUCUGUUCCCAUGCUGAAGUGGGAUCACAUGAUGGAGUCCCCACCGCUGUUCUGUCACAUCCUUCCUAACUCCAACUCCUCAGGUUUGACAGCUGGAGUGGCUCCAACCACUAAAAUCGUGUUGGGCUCAAGCACUUCUCAGGAAAUCUGCUUGCUGCAGUACUCAGGAGGCAGAACUGAAGCCUGUGUCAGUCGUGGUCCUACUCAGGCUCUGCUCAGACCCAAAGACAGUCUGAAGCUGCUUCCUGUUCAGAUUCCACACCGUUUGGACAUCGCCACCAACAGGCUGUCUUCACCUGCUGCAGGUCUGACUUGUGUCCAGAAGAGAGCAGGAGAAGAGGAUGGUGCAGAUGAGUGUAUCUGUGUUUUACAGCUGACAGAGGCUGGAGAUGUUUUCUACCAAAUCCUAGAGCCACAGGGACCAAACACUCAGUCACAGCCUCCAGCAGCAGAGUUGGAACCACUGCCUCGACCUACAGAACCAGCACCAACUGUUCUCAAUUCUGAGACUCUUAUAGGAAACACGUCCAGUGAGGAGGACGUGAUUGGACCCACACAGGAUUUCACUGGGCCAGGGUUUGUGGAUGAAAGUCCAGAGAGGUUCUCUGAUUCUGAAGACUCAGAAAACGGACGUAAAACUCGGAAGCUGAAGCUGCUGAAACUGCAGGUCCUUGUCAAUGAGGAUCCAGAGUCGGACAGAGAGAGUGAAUCUGAUGUUGGAGAGAAAAAGAAGGUUCCUCAGGAACGCAGCACGAUGGAGAAAAUGUUCUGCAAUCCCAGUCCCUCAAUCAGUCCCUGGGAGAAGAAGACUCCAGUAAAACUCAGUGAGAACGCCCGAAUCACAUGGAAACAUUGGCACCAAAAACUGAUGCGAAAGACCCGUGGAAAGAAACCUCGUCAACGAAAUUCAAACUUUGCCACUGUUGACAUCAAAGAGCUCCUGCAGCUGCCCAAUCAUGAUGAAGCAAGACCUUUGACAGAAGAGGAGGAGCAGGUCCAACGUCUGAGGAGAGAUAUGAGAACGUGCAUGUCCCAACGCUCACUCUUGCUUCAAAGCACUGCAUCUUCCUUAAUCCCAGAGCCAGAGAUUGUACCUGUUCCCGGAGCAGUGAACACAGACGAGUGGCAGGACCCACUCAGUCAGCGUCUCACUGCCUCGUGGCAGGGUGGGGAAGAAGCAUGGAAGGCAUGGUGGGACAAUUAUCUGGGUGUUAACAGGGAGGAGAAGAUAAAGGCUCUGAAGAGGAAGAGGAAGAAGGAGAAAGAGGCCAGGAGAGUGGCCGAUGGAGGCCUGUGUCUGUCCAGCAGCUUCACCUCCUCCGUGACCUACCAGUCAGAUCUGGAUGACUUCUCUGAUGGAACAUGGUGGUCUGGUGCCAGCCAGGGGGCGUGGUCUGAUAGUGAGGGUGUGGCCUCGUCAUCUGUGGCAGACUGUAGUUUGUCUGAGAGGACAACUGGAGCACCCACAGUCACAAGUGACUCCCCGUGUCCUUCAUCAUCUAUAAUGCCUGCUAAUAGGAAGCACAGUAACCAGCAAAGGACGCCAGUGAAGGAUGCCACCCUGCCCAAGAAUAAUAGCAGGAUACCUACAGCAGAGGGCGAUCUUGGUGCUGCAAACACAACACAGCACAAACUUUCACACUUCAACAUCCUGGAAGAUCAAGAAUACGUUACACCAACACCACCUUCUGUUCCUCUGAGGAACAUGCCAAUGGAUCUGUCGGACUGGUCAGGAUCCCGCUCACAGUCUCAGUCUCUUUCCCAGAAUCCACUUGAUCCACCAGAGCUUUUGUCAUCACAAUCUUUGUUCCAGUCCCAAGAUUCACUGGAAGGACUUGGGUUGACUCAAUCGUCGCAGUUUUUGUUUCCCUGCCUGAGCUCACAGGGUUCAAUCCAGUUGUCACAAUCUUUGUCCCAAUCCCAGAGUUCUCAGGGUCGACCUGGGUUGUCUCAGUCAUCACAGGCCAAGAAGAAAAAAUUUCGAAUGGGAUUUUGACUGAAACUGGGAAAGACAACAUUUUGGAAUUUUCUCUCAGGAAUGUUUUUUUGUGCUUUCACUUUUUGGACUGACACUGAUUUGAAUCAUGUGGAUUGCACCAAAGACAAGUCAUCGUCGACAUGGAGGAAGAGCCUGAGGACGUCCUAUGAAGACUUGGUGUGGUAGGACUGAGAAGCAUUUCUUACCUUGUGUGUGUGCGUGUGUGUGUGUGUUAGAGAGGUGUAUGACAUCAUCACAUUUUCCCCCAGACUGAUUCACUGUGUACAAGAAAUCAUAAACGUCCAAAAUGAUUUCAUUAUCAGCGUCUUAGAAAUGCAUAUAUUUAUAUAUACAUUUUUUUAAAUGUAUAAUGUGAUCUUAAAAUAACCAGUUUACGUUAACCUGAGGAUCAGAAAUACUGAGCUGUAGGUAUCUGACUAAAAACUAGUUCUGGUUCUGUUCAAAAGUCUGUUUCUGUUAUAAAUUCUUGGAAGUUUCGUAAAAACAUGAAGAGAUAAGUGAGAUAACAUGUUAAAUAAGACGUAAAGCCCAAUCCUGUUUACUAACAAAGAAAAAUUCAACAGCUGCAUAGAAACUAGAGCUGGUUGUUGUUGAGUUCUUUGGUUCUGAUCCACAGAAAAGUCUAGAUGACCUUUAAUUGUCUCUGCUGAACACUUUUGAACAGAAACAUCUGCUCUUUCUUUCUUGUUUUUGGCCCCAGUGCUAACCAGUUUACCUUCUCUGUUUUUUUUCUCUGCUACUACAUUCAUUGUACUCCUCCUCCGACCAGGAAGGAUGUGUGGUGUUAGCUGUACUUAGCCCAUAUGCUAACGUUUCUGGAGUAUGGUCCGUUCAUGGGUGUCUAGAGGUACAAACCUUGCUGUAUUUAAUCCUCAGUUUUCAAUCAGGUGAUUUGAAUAAUAAAAAGGACCAAUCUUUGGUGAUUGCACGCAGGAUGAUAAACCUUUGACUUGACAGAAUGCAGGGCCAGAUGUCCUGACAGUUUGUGCUGGAAAAUAUGAAUCAGGUCUUUGUUUCUUUGACUUUGUCAAGAGACUUGUUCAAGUGAUUUAUUGUGAAGGUGUAAUGUUUUUUAGUCAAAUAAAGAAAAGUUAAACACAA
Cynoglossus semilaevis (tongue sole) is the source of this 4876-nucleotide messenger RNA. RefSeq names its product TATA-box binding protein associated factor, RNA polymerase I subunit C (gene taf1c). The transcript has 15 exons. The record is from RefSeq and is a predicted model, not a curated record. Gene Ontology annotation, biological process: transcription by RNA polymerase I. Gene Ontology annotation, molecular function: protein binding; RNA polymerase I core promoter sequence-specific DNA binding. Bases 455 to 3772 code for a protein of 1105 amino acids. NCBI's taxonomy places the organism in Eukaryota, Metazoa, Chordata, Actinopteri, Pleuronectiformes, Cynoglossidae. Gene Ontology annotation, cellular component: fibrillar center.